Messenger RNA from Bipolaris oryzae ATCC 44560, 1440 nucleotides. RefSeq lists its product as uncharacterized. The transcript has a single exon. NCBI's taxonomy places the organism in Eukaryota, Fungi, Ascomycota, Dothideomycetes, Pleosporales, Pleosporaceae. Gene Ontology annotation, biological process: maintenance of rDNA; regulation of exit from mitosis. The coding region runs from base 1 to 1440 and encodes 479 amino acids. The record is from RefSeq and is a predicted model, not a curated record.
AUGCCCCGUCUCGUGCGCCGCGCGCCGCUCGCCGAACGCAUCAAAGCAUACACCGACCCUUCCGACUGGCUCAUCUGGAUCUCGGAAGAACUCAACAGCUCUGACUGGGAAGACUUUGCGUCUUCAUAUUCCCUCUAUAUCGGCUUCGGCGCGAAUCUACUCUUUGUCCUCGCGCAGGCAAAUAGCGGCGCAUCCGCCGCCUCGGAUGAUGACGGUGUUUUCAACGAAGUUGAAGGUCCCGGAUGGCUCAAAUCAACACUGAGUCUGUUGGUCAUGGUUUUGGGUGGAAUAAGCUUCGUAAAUGCAUGGCUCGUUUGGGGAAAGAGACGGUACUACCGCCUGUUUGAACAAAAAGUCGAUGUAGCGCCGCGGACGCCCAGCGCGAAGCGCGUUCGCGUUGACUCAUCUCCAGCUGCUGCGAGUCCCAUGCAGUUUGUGAGAAAUCUGGUACAAAACAAUGCUGCGGACAGGGCGCAUCCCAUUGAGGGCCGAGAUGUCUGGGAGGUCGCGGUUUGGGACCCCAACCCGCUAUGCCUAAAGCUGUUUUGCCUCUUUAGCCCUCUUCAUGUGGUACUCUAUUUCCUCAACCUACCUGUUGGCCCCUUGGAUCCGAGCCCGAGUGUUAGGGUCACAACAACUAUUCUGAUCGGAGCGGUGUUGUCGCUACAGCUGUGGUGGCUACAAAGCUCCUUUUGUCAACAGAUCAAAGACAAUGCUCUGAUCAGUCGCCAAGUGCUUCACGAGUACGAUAGCAAGUUUGUGCACCCGUCGUUGCAGAAGCCAUGUAGGGAUGUGGGCGUCCAGACCAUUUCGAAGAACCGGAAUCUAGAUUCAAGCGUCGGUGUGAAGGGCAGCAGUGAUGACCUGGCGAGCGAGAUUGUUACCUACACGCCCAAGACUGUCAUCAAUCGCACUUUCCGCACAAACCCGAAUGCCAGCUACGCCUCACAGUACGAUCCCGAUAACGCUCGCUCCACCUCGAACACGCCUUCACUUCGCCGACGAGACAGCAACCCACAAUACGCAACCACAUCUACAGGAACUGAUGCUGAUAUCUUUUCUCCUAUCCGUUCCUCGCAACCACCAAACCCCUUCCGCCAAGCCCCCACCAUAUCCCGAAACAACAUUGACACCAAAGUCAACGACGGAGGAUAUCUCGGGAUUAACACACAUGCUGCAUCUCCGCUAAGGAAAUCUACUAGCGCGGCCUUUGGGAGGGAUGGUGAGCGGAGCGCGAAUCGAGGAAGGGAUAGUCUUGGCGGUGCAUUUGAGCGGAGAGCUAGCCCGAGUAAGAAGGACGUUAGUCCAUUGAAGCGGAUUAGUUUAGGUAAUGCGGAGAGGGAACGUAGUGAGCGAUCACUAGGUCAGACGGAUAGACUUGGUAGGAGUACUGGAUUUGGUGGGUUGAACCUAAGUAAGAGAGAGGGUGGACGCUAUUGA